Molecule: messenger RNA, 2124 nt
Organism: Salvelinus namaycush (lake trout)
Lineage: Eukaryota; Metazoa; Chordata; Actinopteri; Salmoniformes; Salmonidae
Product: BUB3-interacting and GLEBS motif-containing protein ZNF207-like
Exons: 10
Coding region: 118-1428 (436 amino acids)
Cellular component (GO): nucleus
Source: RefSeq, a predicted model, not a curated record
UUGAAGAAGCGCCAUUUUCGGCGUUGUCAUACAGCAUGUCGCUAAUGUUUAUGACACAAUAAGAACGAAUUUCAGUGUUUGUUAUUAUACGUUAGCUUUCCAAGUACUAUCUGAAAGAUGGGGCGAAAGAAGAAGAAGCAGAUGAAGCCAUGGUGCUGGUAUUGUAAUCGAGAUUUCGAUGAUGAAAAGAUUCUCAUCCAACAUCAAAAGGCCAAACAUUUUAAGUGCCAUAUAUGUCACAAGAAGUUGUACACUGGUCCAGGGCUGGCAAUCCACUGUAUGCAGGUUCACAAAGAGACCAUUGACGGGGUCCCCAAUGCCAUACCUGGAAGGGUAGACAUAGAAUUGGAAAUCUAUGGCAUGGAAGGAAUUCCAGAGAAGGAUAUGCAGGAGAGGAGACGGACAUUAGAACAAAAACAGGAGAGCCAGAAGAAGAAGCAGAAUCAGGACGACUCUGACGAGGAUGACGACGAUGAUGAUGCUCCAGGCCCUUCGUUCGUUCAGCAGCAGAUGCCUGCUGCCCAGCCCCAGGCUAGCUAUGUCCCUCCCAUGGCCCAGCCAGGCAUCCCCCCCGGGGCCAGGGCUCCAGGCAUGCCACCAGGAGCUUACUCAGGAAUGCCCCCUAUGAUGCCAGGUCACGGUGUCCCGCCUAUGAUGCAUGGGAUGCCCCCUGGUAUGCACGGAAUGCCACCAGGCAUGAUGCAUGGGAUGGGAGGGAUGAUGCCUCCAAUGAUGCAAGGGAUGCCUGGUAUGCCGCCAGGAAUGCCACCACACAUGGGUCACCGUCCUGGUAUGCCCCACAUGGCCCAGGUCCCCACUCCGGCAGGGAUGCCCCGACCUGCCGCAGCAGCCCCUGCUGCCGUCAGCAAGCCCCUGUUCCCCAGCGCAGUACAGGCCCAGCAGAGUGCCUCUGGAGCUGUGCCCCACAGCGCGCCCUCCACCUCCUCUGACCCUCCCAAAGCAACAUUCCCCGCCUACACCCAGUCCUCUGCCUCCUCAUCCUCCUCUAAUCCCCCUAGUAACACUGUGGCCAAGCCCCCCGCCACAGUGACCAAUAAGCCAGCCACCCUCACCACCAUGAGUGCAACCAGUAAGUUGAUCCACCCUGAUGAGGAUAUCUCACUGGAGGAGCGACGGGCUCAGUUGCCCCGGUACCAGCGUAACGUGCCCAGGCAGGGGCAGGUUCACAUGUCUGCCCCUCCUGUGGCGGCCGUGGGCGGCAUGAUGCCCCCACAGCAGGGCAUGCCUCCGCAGCAGCCUGGCAUGAGGCACCCCAUGCACGGUCAGUAUGGUGGUCCCCCCCAGGGCAUGCCUGGCUACAUGCAGGGUGGGAUGCCUCCGUAUGGGCAGGGCCCUCCGAUGGGAUACCAAGGAGGGCCUCCCAUGGGCAUGCGGCCCCCCGUCAUGUCUCCUGCGGGACGAUACUGAAGCAGUCGCAACGACCUGACCCCUCACUAGGUUUGGAGGUUAAACCUUUUCUCACCUUGUGCUUUUUAAAACUAGCCCAAGCCAAUGAGCUGUAAGACCAACCAGUGAUGGUGAAGAAAAGUAUUGAUGAAAAAAAAUAUAUAUACGCAGCACACGGACAUUUAACAUGACAUCUUUAAUGGGGAAAAACAUAGAAACAACAAAACACACAAAACAACUUGAUGAUAAUGACAACUUUGUCGUUGUGCAGAUUUGAUACAUGUAUGGUGUUUUUCUUAUGUUUCACUCAGGUUUGUAGAAGUGAAGUGUGUUAAAUAUGGUUCAUAUUGUUUUGACUGCUCGCUGCUGGAGUAACAUGAUCGUAUCGCCCUCCCCUUACAAAAAGGCAAGUUUCCUGUAAAUAUAUGAUUUUCUGUUGUGUAGAGUAAGUCGGUGACGAGGCCCUCACAGCACACUUGUGUGUUGUUGGACGCCCUGUCCCCAACCGUAUGGUUGGUGAGGGUCCUCCUUUAUGAUGACGAUUCCAACUGUUUAGUAGUUUACCACCAGAUCUAUGGAUUAUUAUUAUUAUCUAUCAGUCUCUAGCUUCAUUCUUAUUUCAGGUUUAUUCCAUGAUCAAAAGGGUAACUUGUUUGAAUUUAUUCUCUGUACUGUUUUAAACAAUCUAUGUUGUAAUAAAACUCACUUAAAAUCCAA